Molecule: messenger RNA, 1005 nt
Organism: Culex quinquefasciatus (southern house mosquito)
Lineage: Eukaryota; Metazoa; Arthropoda; Insecta; Diptera; Culicidae
Product: speckle-type POZ protein-like
Exons: 1
Coding region: 1-1005 (334 amino acids)
Biological process (GO): proteasome-mediated ubiquitin-dependent protein catabolic process; regulation of proteolysis
Cellular component (GO): cytoplasm; nucleus
Molecular function (GO): ubiquitin protein ligase binding
Source: RefSeq, a predicted model, not a curated record
AUGGCCGAGUCCUGCAGCACCGAGAUCGAGUCAACGAUCCUUCUUCACUCGUGGACCGUCAAGAAUUUUUCAAACCUUCGUCCCGACAUGAUGCUGCGAUCUACGGUAUUUUCCGGAGUGUCGACCUACACGGCCAAUCCGGUUUCCUGGUACUAUGAGCUAAACCCUUCAAAAAGUGUUCAAGGAGUAGGUGACUGUAUGAUGAUUGAGGCGUAUGCCGUAUCGACGCACGUCCCGCGAUCGCGUCUUCACGCGGAGAUUAUCCUGGAAUGUAACAGCGGCAACAUUACCAAUCCUAAGUGUUCGGGAACGAUCGAGGCUGGUGCUCAGAUUGGAGGUAGUAUGAGAUUGCUCCGAACGAGCGUCAACUCUUACCUGGUGAAAGAUGGCACUCUGACGCUGGGAUUCAAGCUGACGCUGUUCGAAGAGAUCCGGGACGGAAUCCCGCAACAACGGCUUGCCUUUCUGCCAGAUGUGCUGCUGUUGGACCACUACGCGGCACUUCUUGCCUGCGACAAGUUCAGCGACGUGACGUUCGUCAUCGGCGAAGAACGCUUCUGCGCCCACAAGGCCAUCCUGGCUGUUCGCAGCCCGGUGUUUGCCGCCAUGUUCGAUCACGACAUGCAGGAGUCGAAGGAGAAUACGGUCAAGAUCACGGACAUACGGCCGGAAGUGUUCCGGGAGGCGCUGCGGUUUAUCUACACGGGUUCGGCGGAGAAAAUUGAACUGCUUGCCGAUGAACUGUUGAUUGCUGCGGAAAAGUACGCCCUGGACAACCUCAAAAGGAUGUGCGAGGAUCACCUUGCGAUGGUGCUAACGGUUGAGUUGUCCACAGAAAUGCUUCGUUUGGCGGAUACGUACAACGCCAACCAACUGAAGCAGCAGACCAUCGACUUUAUUUCUGCAAACUUGAAGGAGAUGAAACCUGCCGACUGGAAGAGCCUCAUUGCGGCUAAUGUGGACGUGGCCGCCGAAAUGAUUGCCAAAAUGGCCGUAACAAAGUAA